UGCUGGUUACCGUGUGCUCUGUAGUGUGUAUCUUUCCGCACGUACACACAUCUGGAUGCCCGGAGUAUAAGCAGCUGGGAUUACAAAACAGGAGCUGUGACGUCAUGACCUGCUCCCACAAUGUGGUUUUCUUGUUGGACACUGCCAGCUCCAUGCAGAAGAUUCAUCUUCAUCUGGGCACCUUGAGGAUCUUAAACUACUUGGGCUGCAGGUUUGGCCUGGCUAAGGUCCGGUGGGGCUUCAAGUUCUUUGACUCAUUAGGUAUCCAGGGUAGAACUUCACGAGUGGAUAAUUUCCGUGAGCUCGGGUCCCGCAGCUGGGACGAGUUUGAGGAAGAGCUGGAGGCCAGAUUCGGAAGCCAAUGCUGCAGCCCGCACUUACCUGGGCCGACAUCUCGAGCUGCCCUCACUUGUAAUAUUCUGAAAGAAACUUUACUCGACUAUCAGUGGGAUCGGCCUGAAAUAGCUUCUCCAGCCAAACCAGUAUUGAGAAGCCAGAAAAACAAGUUAAUUGUGACCCUGGAAAAGCCUCCAUCGACUUCCACUCCAGAGGGCUUUGUGAAUGCCAUUUUUCUCUUCUCUCCCUGCCCUCAUUCCCAGAGGGAGCUGCUGCAGUUUCUUUCUGGAAAUCCUGCUCAUUUGUCUGAUGAACUGCCUGCUUUGCAUGACCUGGCAGAAAAAUUUGUCCAUAAAGGAAUCCAGGAAAUGAUGACUAACCAGAAAAUCACCCUGUAUUGGGUGGACACCACAGAACAGUUCAAGCUUUUUGAAUCCCCAGAUCAUGUUGGCUACUGGACGUUGUUUGAAAUGAUGCGCCUCCUGGGAGGCACCAUUUUGCCAUCUGAGACUUUAAUUCAGUGUUUGAAUCACUACAGAACAGGGGCCACCCCUGCUUUUCCUGUGGAGUUCAGGUCCUCAGAGCCAUCAUUCACACCAUGGACUACAACCUUGCCAUUUGAUUCAACUUUGAACUGCUUGCUUUCCUUGCCUUCUGCAUUACAAGCGUCCUUCCCUCAUCAAGAGGGAGUAUUGUUCCUCCGGACUGAUGGAGUAGAAGAAGCCCGGAGCUGUGCUGUGAUCUUGGAGCCUCUCACCAUGAGCCAGAAGUGCUUCAAAAGUCUAGUCAAUAUUUCUCUUAAAGGCACCGUGACAGAUUGGAACUCAGUGCAUGGCGGGAGCUUUCGCACAGAGAGCUGGGUACUGCGGAGUAAACCACCAGGGCCAUUGGGUCAAGAUACAACUUCGUUUAAACAGUUUGCGAAAUGCAUCUUGGCCCAAGGAUUACAUAUGGUUGCUGAAGUGACUCCACCUGGAGCCUGUUCUCCCCAUACUGGCAUUAUCUCUCCCAUCUCGGACACCGCUGCACUUCUUUCUUUCCUCUUUGCUGACAGAACCUCUGAAAUUGAGAGAGCCCUCUUUCAAACAGCUGUAGAAAGGGACCUUUCCAAAGAUGAAGACUUCAAUCUCCCAGAAAUUGUGAGCAGUGUGCUAAACCAAGUUGUUGGUGACUCGGAAGGUGAUCUCGCAAGUCCUGGAGAGACUUUAUUUCCAGAGUGGGCACAGCAGGAGCUGUCCCGCACGCACCACUGGAGUCCUGCAGUGGUUGAAGGCUGGUACCCUUUUUCAAAUCUCAGUGGAGCUAGUUCCCACCUGAUGGAAUCAUUCAGAUUGCUGGAGGCGGCUUCUGCUCCUGAGGAAGAGGAAGCUUCAAAGCCCGAAGUGGAACUGACGCACUGCCUAUCUGAGUUCUACCAAAGGAAAGCCUCUGACCUCUCCACUACAUCUCAUCAGCGAGAUCACAGAAAGCGACGUGGAGUUCCCCGGACCCCUGUAAGGCAGAAAAUGAAGACCAUGCCUCGUUCCCUUCAAAUGCUGAAUGCUGCAAGGCUGAAUGUAAAGGCUCAAAAAUCCCAGCCAGAUGGCGAGCCAUCGGUCAGCGAGAAGGUUCCCCAACGGCUGUUAUCGAGAAGAUUGGAUGAUAAAAUGGAAGAAAGGGGGAAAACAAUGAGAACCAAGAUGGGCUUCAGAACUGAAGAGGAGGUGCUCUCCUAUAUAACUACAAACUACCAGAAGGCUGUGAUGGAUGGGGAAAAUGUGUCCGCAUGUGCCCAGGAUAUGGUGAUGGCUGUUCAUACAUUUCAGAAAUCCAAUGAGGCAGCCUGUAUGGAUACAAUCCGAAGCAGUCUUCUGAAGACCAGCAAAUCUCUCCGGCAACAGUUUGGCAAUGAUCCCGAUAAGGAACUUAAAGUCAAAGAGUGCCAGCUUCAAGUGUACUUACGCCUGGAAAUGUGCUUGCAGUGCCCUUCUUUCCAAAGCAACGCAGAUGAAAUGGAACAGCUUGUGGAAGAGAUGACGGAGAUGCUACGGAUUUUGUGUUUGACUAAAGACCCAGGAUACCUCACCAGGUUUUUGGAAGAAGUUGUAGAAACGUAUCUUGAAUCUAUGCCAAAGACUCUUGGAGACCUGUACUAUAGUCUGGGGACACAGAUUCCCCCAAAACUGGCCUCUGUCCUUCCAGCAGACUUCUUCAGUGACGAUUCUCUAAGUCAGGGGAGCCAAACCCCAUCCCUUCCUGCUUCCACAGCCUCUGUUCCAGUUUCUAGAACAGCUUCCGUAAGCACUGAUGCACAUCAGCUGGAAGAACUGCGCACUAGAUCUGCCAAGAAAAGAAAGAAUACAUUAGCCAGACAUCGAAGUGUGACAGAAUCCUCGCAGAACUUACGCCAAAUAGAGAUUCCUCAAGUACCCAGGAACCGUACUAGAAAGGACAGCUCUCAUGCGUGCCUUGAUGUGAAAUCGGCCCCAGCUGCGCAGAAGAUGGCCGUGCAAGAAGUGACAAAGGUGCGAAGGAAUCUCUUCAAUGAAGCCAUGCUCUCUCCAAGCAAAAGAUCCCUAACAAAGAUUCCUCGGAGCCGGUCAGUGUCAGUUUUGGAAGGUCUAGAACACAAACGCAGCCAGUCUGACAAGGGCACUCGAGGCAGUCACAAGCUACUGACCAAGAGGGUGGCAGAAACACCUUUGCACAAGCAGGUCUCCAGAAGGCUGCUGCAUAAGCAGAUCAAGGGCCGGUGUUCAGAUCCUGGAUCUGAAGUUGGCAUUGUGGAAGAAUCUCCUGAAAAAAACAUAUCCUGUGGUUUAAGAAGAAGCCCACGGAUUAAGCAGUUGUUGCUGGACAGAACACUCUCUGGUUCUUUCCACGCUUUACAACCCAAUAAGAGGAGCCUACAGCAAGUGCAUUCUAUACCUGUAGAAGCCCCAGGUUUGGCAUCUCCGCCUGUUAGAAAAGCCAUCCAGUCCCCCAAGAGCCUUCUCUUCGGAGCAGUUGGUGAUGAGUUCAGUUUGGGGGAAAUGGAUUUGCCCAGAGCAAGAAGAAAAUCCCUAGCUUUUGACAAGCCUGUUUAUCAGACACCAAGAAAAAGCCCUCUUCGGUUUUCCCAGAGACUCUUAAGUUCCCCCAACAACCCUCAGAGAAGAUCUCCUAGGAUUCAAGAGAAGUCACAGAAGACCCCUCAGAAAUCCCCAGCCCUAAAGCACACUGCAGCUAAGCAUUUGGGGAACUUCUAUUCCCCUUCUGAACGGAUGAGCAAGUCCUUGCCCGAAUCUAUCGGAAAGAAAGGCGAUCAUUUGGCAAAGCCCGCUCUGCCAGCGGAAAGGUUUUCUACCCCUGUCAAGGUGGCCCAGCUGCAAACUCUAGGAAAGCAGGCAAGGGAUGAUGCGCUCGAUGACGUCUUUGCUUCACCUGCAAGCAUUUCUGAUUCAGCAGCCGUUCUGUCUGUGAGAACUCCAUUCCCGUUGAAUUCCAGGGGAAAUUCCCUCUCAGAACUGCAGUCCCCAAGGCGUUCCUUGAGAGUUGCCCAGAAAAUGGCCUCUCCAGCUUCUGUUCAGAUACAGACUGUUGAGGAAGAAAGACUUGCAUACCUGGAGCCUUUAUCAACGGCGUUGGACUCUGUGCUGUCAGAAGUAACACCCACGAUAAUCGGAGGUGCACUUUCAGAACUCUCGUCGUGUCCAAAGAGUCCCGGGCUCAUGGAGGCCUUUUCUCCACAGGCUGAUUCUGCCUUGCUGCUUGAUGUUAAUUCUCCACCUUGUAAUCUGUCUUUAGCUGGCGUAGCAACGUGCACACUCUCCCCUCCUAGGACACGAGAGCUGGGCAGGCAGUCUUGCACACCCAAAAGGUCUCUUUGGAGACCUCAGAGUGUCACAGAUCUCUCCCCAGUGAAAGCCCUGAAAUCCUCAUCCUGCAUUACUGACGAGUGCUUAAACCUGUACGCAAAUAAUGAGGAAUGUCAGUCUAGGGGCAGCGCCAGUCUUAAUGCUAAAACCAAUCCAUUCUGCAAACCUGAGAGUGCAUCCUUGGUGCAAAGGCAUGAACAAACCAUUGGAGCGAUGACCCCAGGUAAAAGGAGGGGUUUAGAAAGACAGCUGUCUCCUACGUUCCCCAGUAAAGAUGGUGUGCAUAUUCCCGAUGCUUUAGAGGUGUGUGAGCGGCUAGAUACUUCCUCUCUAGUCAACAAGGCCCUUGCAGGCAGCUUUGAAGCAGAACAAGGCCCAGGGACUUUACAAAGGAGAGUUUUGCCAGCCCAGAAAGCCAAGGGUUUGCGGCCUCCAGCCUUCCAGAGCCCUGCCAGACGUGACCAGGCGUCUUUGGUUGCAACUCCAACGUCUGGCUCUUGUGCCUACGCGUUGCGUUGCACCCCAGACAGAAGGCAGCGGGAGGCUGCGGCACGGUUAGGUAAUCCUGAGAUGGCCACCUUCAGUGCUCCUAGGACUACUCGUGCACUGCUUUUAGCACAUAGUCCGCCGACCUACGAGCUUGAAUUUGAGAUGCAAGCUUCCGGCCUGCCAAAGCUGCGCUUCAAAAGGGUGGCCUCCGGAUCAGCUCUGGAACGGCAGCCUCAUGCAGAGCCUGGAAAACCCCAGGGAGAGGGGACUGAUCUUGCUCCGGGGGAUCUUUCCAUGACCUGGUGUGGUAGGCAUUCGGGGAAACCAGAGCCUGCAUCCAACUCUCCGUCCUGUCUUCGCUCUGCCCACAGCACCCCUGGGAAGUUUGCGGUUAGCGGGCAGACCUACAUAUGCCAGGCAUACACGCCAACUCGCUGCGCCGCCUCCACUACUUCCCCGCCCCAGGGCAACGUGGGCCUACCCUGGACCCCUUCUCCGAAACGCAAAGGGAAAGUUACCCCUGAAGCGAUCCAAGACUGGCCGCGGAAGAAAAGGGCCGCUGUUGCCUGCAGCAGAAGCGAGAGGCAGGUCGAUGCCGCUGGAGGGACGCCAGGCCGCGAUGCCAGGGAAACGAGAGCGUCUGCGUUCUUCAGCAGCAACCAAGCCCUGCUGCUGGGGGAGUUUGAACUCGAAGGCGUUUAUAGGCUUCAAGACCAGUCACCUGGCAGUGAGGAAGAGCCCAACGGAGACGAGAGCAUCUGUAGAGGGACGUCUGGACUGAAGUUCAGGAAAAGGGCCUUCGAGCACAUGUCUCCAGAGGAGGAGAUGAGCCGGGAAGUGAAAAGGCCCUGCCCAAAGAGAGGAAACCCAGAUGCAGCUUUCUACUCAACUGAACUGCUGAGCAUCAGAAAAGGGGACGUGUCCUCAAACGGGACGAUCCUGGAGGAGGAGAUCUUUGGCUUUUCAGGCUUGACUCCACCCAGGUCUUCAAGGAAGAGCACCAUUUCUGCUAGUGGUCUCCGGGCCCUGACACAGUCUCCGUUGCUCUAUCAAGGCCACGCCACAUCUCUGAGAAAGUGUCCCACAGGAGGUGACUCCGAUGCGUUUGGAGCUGCAAAUGAGGAGUUCUCCCCGUUCCGCAGCGCGGCCACCAGAGCGCGCUCUGUUAGCAGGACCUAUUCGCGGAAAAAGCUGCUUUGCUGAGCGGUGGAGCGACACUGCGAGAACGCUUUGUGCCAGAUGACAAAGCUGUUCCGGGCAAGUUCUAAAAUCAAAACCAAGGUAACAUAUGGCCAGCCCCCGCAGAAGAGUGUCUUGUUCAUACACUCAUGGCUGGAUUCUAGCGCUGGAAACAUUUCACUCAGAACCAGAAAAGAAGAGUUAGGGUGGUGCCAUUGGCAGUGGCUCAAAGCUGUCCUCGAUCCGACUAUGCCGUUGAAUGGCCUCUCCAGGGUUUCAACAGCCAAGGAUGUAAAUAUUGGGAGCUGGUGAAAAUGACCACUUUUAAAGAAUUCUUUUGUACA
Elgaria multicarinata webbii is the source of this 6184-nucleotide messenger RNA. RefSeq names its product TOPBP1 interacting checkpoint and replication regulator (gene TICRR). The transcript has 22 exons. Gene Ontology annotation, biological process: regulation of DNA-templated DNA replication initiation; mitotic G2 DNA damage checkpoint signaling; response to ionizing radiation. Gene Ontology annotation, cellular component: nucleus. Bases 105 to 5864 code for a protein of 1919 amino acids. The record is from RefSeq and is a predicted model, not a curated record. NCBI's taxonomy places the organism in Eukaryota, Metazoa, Chordata, Lepidosauria, Squamata, Anguidae. Gene Ontology annotation, molecular function: chromatin binding.